Messenger RNA from Euleptes europaea (tarantolino), 557 nucleotides. It is a transcript of the gene TSLIG1, whose product is annotated as zinc finger and BTB domain containing 8 opposite strand. The transcript has 7 exons. Gene Ontology annotation, cellular component: tRNA-splicing ligase complex. The record is from RefSeq and is a predicted model, not a curated record. Gene Ontology annotation, biological process: tRNA splicing, via endonucleolytic cleavage and ligation. The coding region runs from base 24 to 518 and encodes 164 amino acids. Lineage: Eukaryota; Metazoa; Chordata; Lepidosauria; Squamata; Sphaerodactylidae.
CAAAGGAGGAAGCGACACCAGCCAUGGCAGACGACGAGCGCGACUAUAACUUGAACGAGGAGCAAAAAGGCAUCAAAGCCAAGUAUCCUCCCAUCCAGAGGAAAUACGAGUAUUUGGAUCAUACUGCGGAUGUGCAGUUGCAUGCCUGGGGAGACACUCUGGAAGAGGCCUUUGAGCAAUGUGCAAUGGCCAUGUUUGGGUACAUGACGGACAACGAGACGGUUGAACCUCUGGACACGGUUGAGGUGGAGGCUGAGGGCCAUGACAUGUUGUCUCUUCUUUUUCACUUUCUGGAUGAGUGGCUGUAUAAAUUCAGUGCAAAUGAGUUUUUCAUUCCCAGGGAAGUAAAAGUGGUUUCUCUUGAUCGAAUAAGCUUCAAAAUAAGGUCCAUUGGGUGGGGGGAAGAAUUCUCUUUGCCCAAACAUCCUCAGGGCACAGAGGUCAAAGCAAUAACAUACUCAGCAAUGCAGAUCGUUGAAGAUGAAAAACCAGAGGUCUUUGUCAUCAUCGACAUCUAAAAGAAGAAAAUCGGCCCAUCCUCGUGCCUUGGCAGAAGU